Messenger RNA from Drosophila elegans, 1367 nucleotides. RefSeq lists its product as uncharacterized. The coding region runs from base 378 to 1241 and encodes 287 amino acids. The transcript has 7 exons. NCBI's taxonomy places the organism in Eukaryota, Metazoa, Arthropoda, Insecta, Diptera, Drosophilidae. The record is from RefSeq and is a predicted model, not a curated record.
GACAGCGCUUCCUCUCGGAGUCUCACGUGCCGAGAUCCCACACUUCGGGCCGCAUAAAUAUGCCCGGUCAUGCCACAUAAAUCAGUGUCAUAAAUCUGCGCCGUCUUGUGUAUGGAAUUAUGUGUCAGUGUCCCGCCAGCAGCCACAAAAUAUCCUAGAUAUUUAUCUGCGGAGUGCCAAAUAAAAACUUUGGCAAAGAAAAACAACUAAAGCAGGCAAAUUAACCGUUUGGCGGGAAGCGAGAUAGGGUGGCAUUCCCGCGGGCGAAAGUGUAGAAAGUCAAGUGAAAGUGGCGGCUGCCGUUCCCCCCGAAGGAAAUCCCUUUUUUGUGUCAGAGUGCUUGGAAUGUUCAUCUGCGAGGCGUGAGGGACUGAAAGAUGGCCAUCCUGGAGUCUUGUUGCUUCUGGAAGGACGUGCGGAGUGGCAGCUUUGCCUGCGCCAUCUACACAUUGGUUUACUUUGGCUUCUCGACGCUGAUGUUUUUGUUCUACCUGCUCGGGGAGCAGGAAUUCCUGCUGGGGAAUCGCGCUCAUCCGACGGGCGAGAGUUUGCUGGAGAAGGGUGAUGUGACUGUAGUGACUGUGAUAUUCAACGUUUUGUUACUCUUUUGCUCGAUGCUGAUGGUUCUGUCGUCGGUUCUGCUGAUAUUGGGUCUCCAGCAGAACAAGCGACAGCUAAUGCUACCCUGGAUUUGCUUCAUGCUGGGCGACAUGCUCAUCGAGUGCUUCCACCUGGUUUAUUUGGCCCUCUCCCGCCGCGUAAAUUUUGACCCGAUUGUCGGUUUCAUCUUCACCAUGGACUUCUUCCUACUGUGCCUCAACCUCUACUGUCUGCUGUGCGUCAUCUCGCAGUACCAAAUGUUCCGCUCGCAACGAGCGGAGCUGCAACAGGCGUCCUCCUCGGCAUCGCCUAUUGUGGUCUUCACAGCCGUCGAGAAGCUAACCAAAUCGCAGCAGCAACUGCAGCAGGCACAGCAGCAGCAGCAGCAACAUUAUCUGCAGCAACAGCUGGAGCCCGGAACCGCAACCGGGAAGCGGCGACGAAUCCUCGGUGCUGCCAGUCCGCUCAUCACCUCGCAGCGUCUCACCAACUUCUCCACCAUCACCGAGGAGGAGGAGCAGCAGUCCCGGACAGACCAACCAUCGGAUCCGACAAAUGGAGAGCAACUGGCCCUAAUACCAAUUAUUACUUUGGCUUGCAGCCCAGCUCAUUGUAGUGACGCAAGUUCAACUCGUCACUAAGUCAACGUUACGUACUUGUCCCCAAUCCCAGAAGUUUUAGGAAAAAUGCUGAUAUUUUUACAAAUUCAUUUGAUUAGAAAUGACAGAAUAAAAAGAUAUACGAUUCCCAAGAGGCACACGAGUCUU